AUGGCAGCAGCCCAGUCGCCGGAAGAGAUCUGGGCGUGCCAAAACUGGACGGCGGUGACUUGCAAGGUCCUCCAGACGGGGGUGGCCUAUCGGGGCAGCUGCAAUCGGCGCGUGCACGGCUUCCCCUACGCCGAAUGCACUGAGCAGGGACCAGUGCUGCAGCGCACCAUCAACCCCUGGUAUGACCCGGGCGGCAGGUACGUGAGCACGUCCUGCGAGCUUCGAGCGGACCGACGUUGGCGGUGGAUUUCGGGCCGACGCCUGGGCUGCAGCAACCAGUACCUGCCCUGGGCGCUGGUAGCGCUGAACGGCAAGCGUCGGUGUGCCUUCCGCUAUGGCCAGGAGAGCCUCUCUGAGAUGCCAGACUGGAACUCCACCGAGCAGCUCAGCGAGAGCCUCAAAAACCCUGGCAAGCCGGUGCGCUGCUUUGUGCUGCCCGACGAUGAUGAGUGCGCAGUGGCCCUCGAGUACCCCAUGACUAGCCUCGUCGCAGGGGAUGACGACUCCCAAGGUAGCGGCCCCGUCUUUAUCGUGGGCGCGGCGGUCUGCCUAUGCGUUUGCUGCUGUCUUGUAGAGCUGAUGAAUGUCCGGAAAGCUGUGGACGCGCGCUCUCUCGAAGAGUGCCAGGCCUACGCGCUGGUGGAGUAG
Effrenium voratum is the source of this 648-nucleotide messenger RNA. The record is from the annotation of a GenBank genome assembly. NCBI's taxonomy places the organism in Eukaryota, Dinophyceae, Suessiales, Symbiodiniaceae.